Molecule: messenger RNA, 981 nt
Organism: Talaromyces marneffei
Lineage: Eukaryota; Fungi; Ascomycota; Eurotiomycetes; Eurotiales; Trichocomaceae
Exons: 2
Coding region: 1-981 (326 amino acids)
Biological process (GO): ribosomal small subunit assembly; rRNA processing
Cellular component (GO): UTP-C complex; CURI complex
Source: RefSeq, a predicted model, not a curated record
AUGCCGAAAAAAUCUUCGACAGCGAUCACAGAAAUAUCCGGAUAUACAGUUCUUCCCAUAAAACUACCUCCGGCACUGCCCUCAUUCCCCGAACCGGCCACACAUUAUGUUUACCUACGACCACAUGAACCUCGUAUCCCCGACCCAGACGCGGCGCGGUCAUUGUUCCUAGUGAAUGUGCCUAUAGACACGACGGAAUUGCACUUGAGGCAUUUGUUUUCGAGUCAAUUAUCGGCGGGGCGAGUUGAGAGAGUUCAAUUCGAAGGCGUAUUUCGAUCGAGUACUAGCAAUACUACCGCUACAACGGCAGUGAUCAAAGCAGAUACUUCAGAAACACAGCAAGGCAAAAAACGCAAACGACAAGACGUUAUAACCUCCGCAGAGUUGGAAACACAAUUGCGAAGUGCAGGGUUCCCGUCAACAUGGGAUCGCGAGUUACAUCCCAGCGGGUCGCAUGCGAUUGUCACUUUUGUCGAUCGGCCGGCUAUGGAAGCUAGUCUCAAAGCCGUACGGAAAUAUGCAGCAAAGGAAAAGAAGAGUCCUGUUAUUUGGGGCGAAGGGAUUGAAGACAGAAUUGCUACGCUGGGGACGACACGAUACCGAAAACAUGUCGCCAAAUUGCGCUAUCCUCCUGCCGAUGAGUUGUUGAGUAUUGUGAAUAAUUACAUGUCGCUAUACACCCAGUGGGAAGAAACUUGUGCUGCGGAAGCGUCUCGUCGCGCCGCAGAGCCAGAUGAAGAUGGUUUUAUCACUGUAACGAGGGGCCCUCGAUUCACGGAUGUUGCGCGGGAAGAGGAGGUGAAAGAACUGGUUGAGAAGCAGCGGAAGAGGGAAGAAGGCUUGGGCGACUUCUAUAGAUUCCAGACGAGAGAGAAACGAAAAGAAAGGCAGAAUGAAUUGUUGAGGAAGUUUGAUGAGGAUAAGAGGAAGAUUGAGAAGUUGAAGAAGAGUCGAGGGAGGAUUAUGCCCGAGGGAAUGUAG